This is a messenger RNA of Heterotrigona itama, 3234 nucleotides long. NCBI's taxonomy places the organism in Eukaryota, Metazoa, Arthropoda, Insecta, Hymenoptera, Apidae. The record is from the annotation of a GenBank genome assembly.
AUGAAACUUAUUUCGCUUCAAAGAGAUAUACGUAGCAUACAAGUAUCACCUAAACGGAAAUAAGAUUUCAAAAUGAUUUUUAUUUUUUUCCUUCGAUUCAUUGAUUUUUGAUAUAUUGAUCUUCCAAAAUUAUUUAAGAUCAUUUAUCUUUAUUUAGAGUCUUCCUUUGCUAAACGUUUAAAAAAUAUUCUUUAUUUUACAUAUUCAAAAAAAUAACGUAUUCAAUAUAUUAGUUUAUCCCUCGAUGAAGAAUACUUUAUUCAAAUUAAUAAAUUAGCCAUUCCUAUUAUCUUUAAAUUAUAAAAAUCACUUUGUGGGAUACCUAAUAUCAUUGUUAUUAUCAUUGUUAUCAAGAUUGUCAUUAUAUAUUGUAUAUAAAAUUAUAUAUAUUAUAUUUAUCACGAUAAAUAGCCUAAAAAUCUGAACUGAGUUAGUUAUUUUAUAAAGUAUGUCAAUUUUUAAUGUAUUAUAAAAUUUUUAAUAGAAAUUACUUUGUAACAGAAGUAUGAUUAUUAUAAAUUUUUAAUUCAUAAAUAAAUUACUUUAUAUUUUAUUUUAAAAUAUUUUCAUUGUUUGUACAAGUAACAGAUAUUUUUUACAUAAUUUAUUGAAUUUAAUUUAUUUAAUAAUAGAAUAAGAAAUAAUAUUAUUCGAUAUUUAAAAAAUUUCACUUCAUGGGAAAUGUUUUUUAUAAUUUUAAUAAUAAAUAACACAAAAUAUACUAAAGCAUUUUACAGUUUUUUUUCAGAUAGAUUAUCUAUUAAAAAUAAUUUAACUUGCAAAAACAUUUUAAUUUUCUUAUUUUUUAUUUACAAAGUAAUUUCAAUUUAAGAUCUGACGAAUAUGUUGAAAUAUAUGUUGAAAUUUUAUAUUUAUCGUUAUAUAUGUAUAUUAAAUUUUUUAUUCCUUAUAUUGGAUGAACAAUCGAUAAUUAAUUGUGUAUUAUAAAUAUGUAAUAUAAAAAACAAUAUAAUUAACUACUUCAAUAGCUAGAAAAAAUUAAGAUAAAUUCAAUAAUGAAUUUGUUUUGUGAUAGUAUAAAAAAUUUAAGAUAAGAUGUUGAUAAAUAUAAAUUUGUGUCUUUAUUAGCCUAUAUUCUAUUUCAUUUUUUAAAUAUUUACAAAUUUUAAUUUUCAGGAUCAAAAACAAUAUAAAUUGCAUACUAAAAUAUACACUAUAAUGAAUUUGCCUCAACCAAAUAUAAAGUAAUCAAUAUCUUCGUUAUAAUUUAUCAUUGUGUAAUACGAACGAAGUAUUUUUAAAAUAAUACAUCAUCAUUUGGAUCUACAAUAAUUUAUUUAGUUGAAUGAAUAGUAGGACAGCUUUAUGCGAGUCAAGCCGAGGAAUAGAAAUUUUCUUAGAAAAAAUUUAUUUUUAUUUAGGAAACAAAAAAUAAUUAUACAUUACUGUAAUAUUUCUUUAAUAAUAAAAGUAAUAAUUUUUCAAUCUUUAUAUAUAACGAACCUGAACUUUAGAAUUUAUAAUAUUUAUUUUUUCUUCAUAAGCAGUUACACAAGUUUUUGAUACUAAUUGUUUUUUCAUCCUUUCAGAACAGUUCCAUUGACAAUAUUCAGAAAAUUCUUUAAAUUUAAUGUGUAAUUCUUUUUUAUCUCCAUCAGGUCCCGCAAUAAAUUCACAUUUCAAUUUCCGUUUCUUGUCUCUUAUACAACAUUCCAAAUACCUGUACAAAAUUAACAUAUUUUUUAAAUAAAAAAUAAAAGAAAAAUAAAAUAACUACUACAAUUUAUAAUUUAGUGAAAAACUUUAUUUUCAUAUUUCCUCGAAAAAAAAAUUGAGAAAUUAAAAAAAAUAGUAAAAUUUAUAAUAUAACUAAUGUAUUAUGAAUAAUAUUAUAAUAAAUAAUAUUAUAAUUUAAUAUUACAAUAUAAAAAUAUUACAAUAUAGACAAUUUAAAAUAAUAGGUAAUAAAUUUUGAAUUAAUUUAACGAUCAAACAGUUUUAUAUUUAAUACUCGAUAAACAUUUGAAUAGAAACUAAUAUUAUGAAAUAAAUAAUUUUACAGUAGUAAUUAUACCAAUUACCUAUAAUCUGUUGCAAAUAAACUAUUUAGCUCUUCAAUUUUAACAUCACAUUGUUGCCUUAAAAUUCCAGUAAUAAAUACAUCGUCGAUCCAAAGAAAAUUUUUAAUCUUUUCACUUGCAUAAACUAAUAAUUGUGCAACUUUUAAACUGGUUAUAUAAAACCAUCCUGAGAGAAAAUCAGGAUAAACAUCACCUGAAAAAUCUUCAUUGGUAACGAACCAUUUAUUAUUUGAUAUUCGUAUUGGUUUCAUUUUUCUUAAAACAUAUCCAGAUAUAGCAUUUUCAUUUAUAGUUUUAUUUUGUAGAAGUUUUAAUAUUUCAAAAACGUCUAGUACAAUAUCAUUAUCACUUUUUAUUAGGAAAGUAGAUUUACAAUUACUCGAUGCCCAUCUUAAACCCAUUAAAUGUUUUAACGUAAGGUUUCUAUAACUUUCUAAGAAAUCUCCUUGCAACAAAUCGUUAUACUCCUGUGAUUCUUGAAUAAUAUAUUCCCAUAUACUUUCUUCUUUAGGCAUUCCUAAUAAAAAAACCCUUGUGAUAUUUAAACCUUUUAACAUUUCAUUUGGAUAUGCACGUCUUGAUGCUGUUCUGUAUAAAAAAUCAUUUGCUGAAGAUGUAACAAUCCAAACAACAAAAUUAGAGUUACAUUUUGGUUCAAUGAUAAAUUUUAUAAGUGAGGAAUUUUUAUUUAACAUAUUAGUUCAAGAACCUAUACAGAACAUAAAAAAAUUAAAUAAUAAUAACAAGAAAACAAAAAACUGUUUGUCUUUUGAAAUAUAUUUGACAGACCUUUUUAUAUUAUCAUUUGUAAAUUACAUUUUAAAUAUAUUUAGUACAAAAUGUGACAGUUUUUAUGUGUAAAAAAUAGCAAGCUUUAAUCCAUACCAUUAAAUUCAGUGAAUUUAUGAUUGUAAAUAUCCCCUGAAAAAAUAAUAAUACUUAAAUAAAUUUAUCAAACAUUAUUGUAUUUUAUAUAACAAAGAUAAAAGAAAACAUUAUUUUUAAUGAGAAAUUUCUUGUUUUAUUAGAAAUCAUAUAACGCAUAAUAUAUGAAAGUCUUACGGUAGUUUCAUUCUCAUGAAAAUCCAACAGGUGAUAAACGAUACAAUGACGCUAAUAAAGCCAACACAUAUUAAAAGAAUUCUAUUAAGUUUAGGUGUCGAGGGACUAUGCGUUUGAUCUAGUACUAUAA